AUCCUAUGUUAUAGAGAAAGUAUAUGUGAGUGACAACAAUCCACGCGGAAAUCUCCUUACUUUAUAUUACUCCUCCCAACAUCAAAGUUGCCUAAAACCUCAAGAUUAUUGCUUAAAAAGGGUGAUGUUACUCAAAAACCUCAACCAUUAAAUUGAAGACUUAUUAGAAACACAAACUCACAAAAUUAAAGCUAUUAAUUACAAGGGACAUUUAAAAAAGGACAAGAGAAACAAUGUCAGACUAUGUUGUUGUUGUUUAAAAUAAAAAUCUCUUUUCAUCUUACUGAUCAUAGAUCUACAAUAUCCUUCUCUUAUCUCAUUGUUUACCUUUGGUCACUGAGAUCACAGACCAACUCUGCCAUAUAGAAAUUCUUAUGUGCUUUUCCAGCUAAAUUUGUUUCUCAUAUAUGACACACUCACUGAAUUCCAAAACACAUUAGACUCAUAUUUAAGCUACAUAGUGCCAACAAAACACACACCAUCAUAUUCUCUGAAACUUGCAUGAGAAACCAUCUUUUCAAGAUACUUACAUCUCUCUCAGUUAGUUUACCCCAUACCCUUUUGGUUUUUACCUCAAAAGUUUGUUCUUAUCCAAAUAGUGUUUGCUUCUGAAGGCUCUAUAAAUAUACACACAAAUUCAGAAGCUAAGGUAACUCAUUAGAGAGGUUUGAGAAAAGAUGGUGAGAUCUUGCUGGAAGCCAGCUGUAGAUGGUGAUGAUGGGGAUGGGAGUGGAAGUGGAAGUGGUGAGAGAGUUGAUGGAUUGUUAUGGUACAAAGAUUUAGGGAACCAUAUUUAUGGUGAAUUUUCAAUGGCUGUGAUUCAAGCUAAUAGUUCAUUGGAGGAUAGAAGUGAAUUUGAGUCUGGACCUUUGAGUUCUAACCAUUUGGGUCCUCAAGGGACUUUUAUUGGUGUUUAUGAUGGUCAUGGUGGAGCUGAAGCUUCUCAAUUUGUCAGUGACAAUCUUUUUUGCAAUCUCAAAAGGCUUGCAGCAGAAAAUCAAGGCUUGUCAGAAAAUGUGAUCAAAAGGGCAUUUUCAGCAACAGAGGAGAGUUUUCUAUCACUUGUGAAUAAACAGUGGCUAAGACAGCCACAUAUUGCAUCAGCAGGUACUUGUUGUUUGGUGGGGAUAAUUUGCAAUGGACUGGUAUAUAUUGCAAAUUCUGGUGACUCAAGGGUGGUGUUAGGAAGACUAGAGAGGGCAACAAGGGAAACAUCAGCCAUACAAUUAUCUGCAGAACAUAAUGUUAACCUUGAAAGAGUGAGAGAUGAACUUAGAUUAAGACACCCUUAUGAUUCACAAAUUGUGGUUAUGAGACACAAUGUUUGGCGCGUCAAAGGCCUCAUACAGGUUUCGCGAUCGAUCGGUGAUGCAUAUCUGAAGAAAGCAGAAUUCAAUAGGGAGCCUCUACCAUCAAAGUUCAGACUCGCUGAAACAUUUUUCAAACCAAUUCUCAGCUGUGAGCCAUCAAUUUCAACACAUAAACUUCAUCCUGAUGACCAAUUUCUCAUAUUUGCUUCGGAUGGAUUAUGGGAGCAGCUUAGCAACCAAGAGGCUGUUAACAUAGUCAGCAACAAUCCACCUAAUGGAAUUGCAAGAAGACUUGUGAAAGCAGCACUUAGAGAAGCAGCAAGGAAAAGAGAGAUGAGACUAGCAGACCUUCAAAAGAUUGAACAAGGAACAAGGAGACACUUCCAUGAUGAUAUAACUGUGAUUGUUGUGUUUCUUAAUCACAAACUGAUUGAUAACAGCUCUCUUUGGGGUUCUUCUCUUUCAAUCAAAGGAGGUGGAUCUGCCAAUCACUAAGUUGAUUGAUCAUCAUCAUGCAAAAAUAACAAACAAAAAAAAAAUCUGUAUAUUGAAAUUAAGAUAUUAUUAUUAUUAUAGCCAAUCAAAUUUUAGACAAUUGUCUCCUCUCAAAAAAAAAAAAAAAAAAAAAAAACAAUUUUAGGCAAUUGUCAUUGUCACCCCCUACCUUGUUCUGUCCAGUUUAUGAUCUGGUGGAUUAAAAUGAACAUAUAUUUUGUAUAGAUGGAAUGUCCAUUGAAAAGCUUAUAUUAUAUGAAUUUUUCUUUGGCAAAAGGAAGGUAUUUUAGAUUUUUUUUUUUUUGGGCCAUUAUAUAUGUAUUGAAACGUGUAUUAGCAUCACCAACGAAAAUAAAUAAAUAAAGCUAUGUAGAACUAGAAUUUGCCCCAUCA
This is a messenger RNA of Medicago truncatula (barrel medic), 2198 nucleotides long. Its product is annotated as probable protein phosphatase 2C 38. The record is from RefSeq and is a predicted model, not a curated record. Gene Ontology annotation, molecular function: cation binding; protein serine/threonine phosphatase activity. Lineage: Eukaryota; Viridiplantae; Streptophyta; Magnoliopsida; Fabales; Fabaceae. The transcript is spliced from 4 exons. Gene Ontology annotation, biological process: protein dephosphorylation. The coding region runs from base 678 to 1805 and encodes 375 amino acids.